AAAACCAAAACAUCCGCUGGCUGCGCGUCUCGCCUUGCAGCUCGGCAGUUAGCCGCCAAGCUAAAGCCCACGAAGCAGCUGAUGUCAUUUAACUUUAACACAGCGUUAAUUCACUCAGUGUGGUCAGACAGAAACGACACAGUUUGUGUCCUUCCUGUUGGGUGCGAGCGUCAGGAUGGGGAAGCAAAGUGAGGAGGCAGCUGCAGGCGGCGGCGCAGCGAGCCCGGUGGACCGGGUCCCCGACAGCCCGGAGAAGAGCACCUCGCUGUCGGCUCAGGAGCUGAAGGAGCAGGGAAACCGCCUCUUCCUGAACCGCAGAUACCCCGAGGCUGCUGCCUGCUACAGCAAAGCCAUCGCCCACAGUCCUUCUGUCCCGGCGUACUUCACCAACAGGGCGCUGUGCUACGUGAAGCUGCAGCAGCACGACAAAGCCCUGGCAGACUGCAGACGCGCUCUGGAGCUGGACGGCCAGUCAGUCAAAGCUCACUUCUUCAUUGGUCAGUGUCACCUGGAGACGGAGAAUUACGACGAAGCCAUCGGCAGCCUGCAGAAAGCUUAUAACCUGGCGAAGGAGCAGCGGCUGAACUUCGGCGACGACAUUCCCGGCGCUCUUCGGACUGCGAAGAAGAGACGGUGGAACAGCCUGGAGGAGAGGAGGAUCAACCAGGAGAGCGAGCUGCACGCCCACCUCACCAGACUCAUCCAGGCUGAGAAAAACAGGGAACUGGAGGGCUGCAGGCGGCACGAAGACGAAUCAGACGACAGCAGAGUUCAGCACAAUCUGGACAAGAUCCACUCAAAGCAUGACAAGUACCUUUCAGACAUGGAGGAGCUGUUCUGUCAAGUAGACGAGAGGAGGAAGAAGCGUGAGAUCCCAGACUUCCUGUGUGGGAAGAUCAGCUUUGAGCUGAUGAGAGAACCCUGCAUCACACCCAGUGGAGUCACGUAUGACAGGAAAGACAUUGAAGAGCACCUGCAGCGAGUCUGCCAUUUUGACCCGGUGACUCGCACUCCUCUGACCCAGGACCAGCUCAUCCCAAACCUGGCCAUGAAGGAAGUCAUUGAUGCUUUUAUUUUGGAGAAUGGAUGGGUGGCGGACUAUUGACCAAUGAGAGGAAGGAAGAGAGGGGAGUCAUUUUAACAGUCUGUGGUUGGAGAGGCUUCGGCGUGUUCGUUCACUGGUUUACUUCAAAUCAAAGUUUAUGAAAAAGUUCACACCUGCAACAAACCACAAUCACGUAAACGAGAAGCGAGUCAAGCGGCUGAGUUUAUGACAGAAAAACACAAGUUACCCGUAUGUACCUGGGCCCACAAAAUAAAAGUUAUAAAAUUAAAAGGACAAAGAGACCAAAAGA
Messenger RNA from Scatophagus argus, 1355 nucleotides. Its product is annotated as E3 ubiquitin-protein ligase CHIP-like. The record is from RefSeq and is a predicted model, not a curated record. Gene Ontology annotation, biological process: protein quality control for misfolded or incompletely synthesized proteins; positive regulation of proteolysis; protein polyubiquitination. The transcript has 8 exons. Gene Ontology annotation, cellular component: cytoplasm; Z disc. Gene Ontology annotation, molecular function: ubiquitin protein ligase activity; protein-folding chaperone binding. Lineage: Eukaryota; Metazoa; Chordata; Actinopteri; Scatophagidae. The coding region runs from base 176 to 1105 and encodes 309 amino acids.